CGUGAAUAGCCGGAGCGUAGCGUGUUCGUCUGGCUGGUUCGCUCAUGUUUCAGUGGGCCACACGGGGAAGGUAAAUAAAGACAGGACGGUCACCAGCGCAACAUUUACCCGCCAGGAACCGACAACCAGGGGGCCGUUAACCUCAGCCGUCUUUUUUAGGGCCUGCUUCGUUCUGUCGUGUUUUGCUUUUGUCAAAACUGCAUUACUCACGGGAUAAAAGGAGAAAGAGAGGAGAAGAGAGGUGACAACAUCGCCUGGGCAGAUAUCUCAAGGUGUUAGUUUGAUCCAGCCUCACAGUGUGUUGCCAUGGCGAUGCGGGAGUUAGUGGAUGCGGAAUGUGGGGGAGCCAAUCCCCUUAUGAAACUGACUGGUCACAUGACCCAAGAAGGAGGGGCUUGGAGACAUCGAUCAACACCCACUAUUCCCCCUACUCCAAUCGAAAUAGCCACGGAAGAGGAGCUGGUCAGUGAGUUUCUACAGGCCCCACAACGGCCUCCUCACAGUUUUGAUAUGGGUCAACUGCUGGAGGAAAUGCAGCAGAUAGAUCAACAAAACUACAGACAGGCUCCACAGAGAGCUCCUGAUGUGGCUUCUCUGGCGCUGUCUGGCGAUUGGGCGGCAGAGUUCUUGUCCACUGCUGACUCCGUCUCUUCUUCUGGACAAGCUGGUCUUGAUCCAGCUGAUGCUGAUUGGACCAGAGAAUUCAUCAAUGAAGUUGCAGACCCCGGCCGCUGGGCUGAGGAGUACCUGGAGCAAUCAGAGGAGAAGUUAUGGCUUGGAGAUUUGGGAGAAAGAGAACAGGACAAAGAGUGGACACAAGAAUACCAGUCAGGUGAAGAACUACGUCAAACAGCGAAUGAACUCCUUGCCAAAGUGGACGACCCUAAACUCAAGAACACAGAGUUCCUGCGGUUCAUUAGGCAGAUUGGCGAUGGCAGUGUGACUGUGGAGGACAGAGCAGGAAAAGAGCACACUGAUAAAGCACAGGCCAAGGAGGCACAGCACUGGGCCUCAAGCCUUAACCAGUUCCUGGAAUCAAGGGAAGGGACUGUGGAAGUGGAAACCCGAGAGGGCAAAGAGAAGAUUGACAAAGUUAAAGCUAAACAGGCAGAGCAGUGGGCUACUAUCGUCAGGCAGGUUUCGGCAGAUUCUGCAGAAUCAUGGGUAGAUGAAUUCGCCACUUAUGGGCCAGACUUCCAGCAGGCCAAAGCAGCGGUGGAGAGUGAUGUUGAUUUCUGGGAGAAACUCCAGCAGGAGUGGGAGGAAAUGGCGAAGAGGGAUGCUGAAGCUCACCCUUGGCUCUCAGACUUCGACCAGAUGCUCAGCAGCUCUUACGACAAGGGAUAUCAAUUUGAAGAAGACAACCCCUACCUGUCCCACGAUGAUCCGUUUGCCGAGGGUGUGAAGAGGAUGGAGGCGGGGGACAUUCCUGGAGCCGUACGUCUCUUCGAGAGCGCGGUUCAGAAAGAGCCAGACAACCAGCUGGCUUGGCAAUAUCUGGGCACCUGCCAGGCUGAGAACGAGCAAGAGUUUGCUGCUAUCAGCGCCCUCCGCAGAUGUAUUGAGCUGAAAAAGGACAAUCUGACGGCUCUCAUGGCUCUAGCUGUGAGCUUCACCAAUGAGUCACUGCACAGACAGGCCUGCGAGACGCUCCGUGAUUGGUUGAGGCACAACCCCAAAUACAGGCCUAUCCUGGAGCAGCAUGAACGAGAGAAGGAGAGGGAGGGUGUGAGAGAGAAGGAGAAAGAGAGGGAGAGAUUUGGAUCUCUUUUGCCAGAGGCACUGUUCAGUGAAGUGCAGACGUUGUUUUUGAGUGCAGCGGCCGCUGACCCCGCACGGGUUGACCCUGAGCUGCAGUGUGGUCUGGGCGUUCUCUUCAACCUCAGUGGAGAGUAUGACAAGGCUGUGGACUGCUUCAGUGCCGCCCUGUCUGUGAUGCCACAGGAUUAUCUGCUGUGGAACAAGCUGGGAGCAACUCUGGCAAAUGGUAAUCGCUCCGAGGAAGCGGUCGCAGCUUACAGACGCGCACUGGAGUUACAACCUGGAUUUGUACGCAGCCGAUACAACCUGGGCAUCAGCUGUGUCAACCUGGGUGCACACAGGGAAGCAGUAGAGCACUUCCUGGAGGCCCUUUCUCUUCAGCGACAGGCCGCCGGGGAUGGAGAGGGAGGCGCGGGGCGAGGGCCAGGUGCAGCAGUGACUGUGAUGUCAGAUAACAUCUGGUCCACCUUACGCAUGGCACUGAGCAUGAUGGGAGAAAGCUCGCUUUACUCAGCCGCCGACCGGCGAGAUCUGGACACGCUGCUGGUGCACUUCUCCCCAAGAGAAGGAGAGACAGAAUGAAGGAUGGAGGAGUUGAAGGAGCGCAUGAAGAUAGAAUGUGAGUGUGGAGAAGCCUGUUUUGGAGAGAAACAUCAAGACCCGUGAUGUACAUUUCAACAAAGCGGGACAUGACGUUGCUACAAUGUGAGGAGAAUAAAAAGAGUGAAACGCCCAUUUAGCUCUAACACUGCAUUAAUGGACAGACAGAUGCCUGAGAAAAAGAGACAUGUUGAAAAGCCCAUGAUACAGUUUAAAAACACAACAUUAUUCCUAUGGGUUGUCACAAGUUUACGCUUACAGAGAAUCUGUUGUAAUUUUUCCAUUUUGUUAAUCUUGACGAUUACUGUUCUUUCCAUUGUCCUUAUCAAAAUGACAGUAAUAUUUCUCUUAUGGGGAAAAUAAGGUCCCAGCACUGUGAGCUCAAGAGUACUUGCCUCUGUUUGACAGAGAAGAGGGAUGUGUUGUGUUCUACGUCACUACGGCUCCUGUACAAAGUAACAGUGAUUUGCAAGCCUUAAAGUUAUAUUGGCAACUUAAUUCGUACGCGAGACUGAAAGACAUGUCUCUAACACUCUUUCUUAUCGGAUAUUUGCUCUUGCUGUAAAAUUAUUUGCUUAAUUGUAAAUUCCACUUGCCAUAUUGUGUAUUGUACCAUAAUUAUUAAUGUUUUGCAUAUAGCCAAUUCAAAUUGCUAUUACUUCAAGCAAUAAAGCUUUGACAAAGA
Messenger RNA from Rhinichthys klamathensis goyatoka, 3046 nucleotides. It is a transcript of the gene pex5, whose product is annotated as peroxisomal biogenesis factor 5. Gene Ontology annotation, biological process: protein import into peroxisome matrix, docking. The coding region runs from base 307 to 2343 and encodes 678 amino acids. The transcript is spliced from 17 exons. Gene Ontology annotation, cellular component: cytosol; peroxisomal membrane. NCBI's taxonomy places the organism in Eukaryota, Metazoa, Chordata, Actinopteri, Cypriniformes, Leuciscidae. The record is from RefSeq and is a predicted model, not a curated record. Gene Ontology annotation, molecular function: protein binding.